This is a messenger RNA of Oryzias melastigma (Indian medaka), 995 nucleotides long. RefSeq names its product claudin-4. The transcript has a single exon. Gene Ontology annotation, molecular function: structural molecule activity. Gene Ontology annotation, biological process: cell adhesion; bicellular tight junction assembly. The record is from RefSeq and is a predicted model, not a curated record. Lineage: Eukaryota; Metazoa; Chordata; Actinopteri; Beloniformes; Adrianichthyidae. The coding region runs from base 183 to 851 and encodes 222 amino acids. Gene Ontology annotation, cellular component: plasma membrane; bicellular tight junction.
ACCUUAAGCUGACUCCACCUUCAGUGCUCUUAGCUGUAUAAAGAAGGUAGAUCUCCCUCUCUUUCGCUCUGGCUUUGAGAUCCGAUAUCGCCUUCAUCUCGGGAGCUUGAGUCCGCGAACACAGAAGGCCCUCUGUCCGUCCCGGCCCUGGAAGAAGGAAACCCCGUUCCGCUCCUUCGGACAUGUCCUCGGCAGGCGUGGAGAUCCUCGGGAUGAUCCUGGCGGUGGCGGGCUGGCUGGGGGUGAUGGUGGCGUGCGGCCUGCCGAUGUGGAGGGUGACGGCCUACAUCGGGCAGAACAUCGUCAUCUCUCAGGUCAUCUGGGAGGGCUUGUGGAUGAACUGUUCGGUGCAGAGCACAGGCCAGAUGCACUGCAAGGUGCACGAGUCCAUGCUGGGGCUGGCGGUGGACCUGCAGGCGGCGCGGGCGCUGGUCAUCGUCUCCAUGGUGCUGAGCAUCGUGGGCAUUGGCCUGUCCGUGGCCGGGGCCAAGUGCACUAACUGCAGUGGGGACGAGAGCAGAAAGCCCCGCCUUGUGGCGGCUGCAGGGGUGACCUUCGUGGUGGCGGGACUGCUCAUGCUGGUGGCCGUGUCCUGGACCGCCCACGCCAUCGUCCUGGGCUUCUACGACCCGCUGUUGGAGGAGACGGCCAAGAGGGAGUUCGGGAAUGCGCUGUACUUUGGUUGGGCCGCCUCCUGUUUGCUGAUUGUUGGGGGAGCCCUUCUUUGCUGCUCCUGCCCUUCGAGACCGGCGGUGGCCCCCAGCGGUGGGGCCUCUGCCCCCUCCAGGGUGAACUACUCUGCAGUCAAAGCCAUGUCGGCCGGCGGGUACACCCGAAGAGACUACGUCUGAGCGCAGCGGGACGGUACACCCGAAGAGACUACGUCUGAGCGCAGCGGGACCUGCAGCGCUCCGACGGAAACUCGUCUCAUUGAACUGUCAUUGUGAAAAACAGAGACCUUUUUAAUGUAAACACAUUUUAUGAGUAUAAUAAAG